Neohortaea acidophila is the source of this 1343-nucleotide messenger RNA. Its product is annotated as restriction endonuclease type II-like protein. Gene Ontology annotation, molecular function: single-stranded DNA binding; damaged DNA binding. The record is from RefSeq and is a predicted model, not a curated record. The coding region runs from base 99 to 1316 and encodes 405 amino acids. NCBI's taxonomy places the organism in Eukaryota, Fungi, Ascomycota, Dothideomycetes, Mycosphaerellales, Teratosphaeriaceae. The transcript has a single exon. Gene Ontology annotation, biological process: mitotic recombination; UV-damage excision repair; meiotic mismatch repair. Gene Ontology annotation, cellular component: nucleotide-excision repair factor 1 complex; nucleus; ERCC4-ERCC1 complex.
CACAUCUCGACUCAUCACAGCGGCUGGACGCAUGUAACAAACAAUUUAACGCGGUGGCGCACAUUAUCUCCGCCAUCGCGGAGAGACAACAGCACAUAAUGGAGAACGGGACAGCGCCAUCCGCCGCGACUGGUGCAGGGCCGAGCAACGGCGGAAAUCAAUCAACCUCCGCCAACCCACCCAUCUCCGCCUCAUGGCCUCGCCCAAACGCAAAUCCAGACCGACAGUCUGCCCCCACUACCACAGCGCCCAAACCAGGCGUAGUCCAGCCAAAACCCCAAGCCCUACCCAAACGCACCGGACCCAGCACCAUCAUCGUCUCCCCCCGGCAAAAAGGCAACCCCGUCCUGGCCAACAUCAAAUCCGUACCGUGGGAAUACGGCGACAUCCCCGCCGACUACGUGCUAGGCCUGACGACGUGCGCCCUCUUCCUCUCUCUCAAAUACCACCGCCUGCACCCCGAGUACAUCUACACGCGCAUCAAGGGCUUGCAGGGCAAGUACGCGCUGCGCAUCGUGCUGGUCAUGGUCGACAUCCAGAACCACGAGGAGGCGCUGCGCGAGCUGAGCAAGACGUCGCUCAUCAACAACGUCACGCUCAUCCUGUGCUGGUCGUCGCAGGAGGGCGGCAGGUAUCUGGAGUUGUUCAAGCAGUUUGAGCAUGCGACGCCUACUGCUAUUCGCCAGCAUCAGUCCCCUGCUUACUCCGAUCGCAUGGUGGACUUCGUCACGACGCCGAGGAGCAUCAACAAGACGGAUGCGGUGAGUUUGGUGUCGCAGUUUGGGACGCUGCGGACCGCGGUCAAUGCGAGGCAUGAGGACGUGGCGGGUAUCGCGGGGUGGGGUGAGAAGAAGGUGGAGCGGUGGUGCAAGGCUGUCAGGGAGCCAUUCCGAGUCCAACGAGCUGCGAAGAGGAGCGGCAUCUCGAGGGAGGCGACGAGGGAAAGUGUGCCAGACUCAAGGUCUGGCUCGGCGAGUAGGGAAGUAAGUGGUUCUCCCGCCCCUGCUGCACACGCCACUGCCUCGAACGCAACGCUCGCCGCUCCCAGCCCUUUACGGCGGAGCAUAAGUGUGAGCGAGGAGCAGCCUAAGACAGCAGACGCCGACGCAAGGCCGCGGUCUAGGCUUUUCGAAGAAGAGUCAAUAGACGAGGACGAGGCAUUUGCGGAAGCCGAAGCGGCGAUGGCACAGACCUCGCGAGCGCCUGUCGUCCCUAAACCAGCAAAAGACUCACCGAAAAAGAGGAAACCGGACGACGAUCCGCUGAAUGACGGAGUGAUGGCAGCUUUGAGCAAGUUACGAAAAGGCAACGGAUGAGUGUCAGGGCUCUUUGAACAGCUACAU